AUGGGACCCCUCCGUGCCUUGGAGCCGUCCCCAGCGCCGCUCCUCUCCUGCCUCCCACUCCGCGAGUGGCUGGCUCCGCACACGCCUCCUGGGUGCUCAAGCAGCCUGAGGAGAUCAAAAGAGAUGUGGCCGUCUUGGGGACUGGACUGGAGCCGAGCUGGCUGUGACUUGCUCUUCACAGAAGCCAUCAAUCAAAGAAUGCAGGUUCCCAACAGGCUGAAGGUAGCAGACAGCUUCAGCCCUGGGGACCAGGAGCCAGUGGCAGAGGAUAUCUCUGCUUCCUUUCGGAUGCACAUCCCUGAUAGGAUUUCCCUUGCAGAAAUAUCAGAUACCAGUUUGAGGCCCAUCCUGCUGAACCAGCAGAGGAAGGUCCCUUCUGUGGUGGUGCAUAUGUCCCCAGACUCCUCUGCUGAGCUCACCCUCCCUGGGGAGCUCCCUUUUCUGCAUGUAGCCGGCAGAUCGAGCUCCCAGAAACGCAAACGAUCGGGCCAUCACAGCAGCAGGUCACGGUGGGAGAGGACUCCGAGUGACUGUGCCCAGCUGGCCCUGCACAGCCCGGGACGGCACCAUGAGUGGCCAGACGUGUGCCCCCAGCCUGCACGCAGUGCCCCGCUGCCCCUCCUCACAGAGACAGGCAGGAUCUACUCCAUGCAGAACAUCUUCCAGACCAUGUACCUUCUGGGCCAGGUGCUCUUCCAGCGUGUCCAGGGCUCCCUGCAAGACCCAGUGCUGUCCAGCUCCCAGGAGGCCAGCUCAGCUCCAGAGAGCGUCUCAGAGGAGGCUGGGGUGGGUGAGAUGGCAGCAAUGAGAAAACAGCUGUCGAGGAUCUCGAGGAGGCUCCGCAUGCUGGAGGAGCAGUGCAGCACCUGGCACCAGAAGGAAGCCCUCCUCUACUCCCUGAUGAUCUCUGCCUGCCUCAUCAACACCUGGCUCUGGCUGAGAAGAUGA
Molecule: messenger RNA, 948 nt
Organism: Indicator indicator
Lineage: Eukaryota; Metazoa; Chordata; Aves; Piciformes; Indicatoridae
Gene: FATE1
Product: fetal and adult testis expressed 1
Exons: 7
Coding region: 1-948 (315 amino acids)
Biological process (GO): positive regulation of mitochondrial fission
Cellular component (GO): peroxisome; mitochondrial outer membrane
Source: RefSeq, a predicted model, not a curated record